CGCCGCUCCGAAGGUCCCGCGCAGCCGCCCGGGCCCCGCCCUCGCAGGGCAGCGCUUCCGCUUCCCGCGGCCCCCGUCCCGCCUCCCGCGGCCCCGGCGCGGCGCUCCCCGCGCUCCCCGCGGCAUGGCGAGUUACAGCCGCGCCGCCCAGCAAUGGGCUACUUUUGGUAGAGCCUGGUACCUCCUCGAUGCGAAGAUGCAGCCCCCAGGAAAAAUAGCAGCUGCCACUGUAAUCAGACUCGAAGGCAAACAUAAACCUAUUUAUCAUGCACUAAAUGACUGUGGAGAUCAUGUUGUCAUCAUAAAUACAAGACAUAUUGCCUUCUCUGGUAACAAAUGGGAACAGAAAGUAUAUUCUUCACAUACUGGUUAUCCUGGUGGUUUCAAGCAAGUGACAGCAACUCAGCUCCAUUUAAAGGAUCCAACUGCUAUUGUUAAACUGGCUGUUUAUAGAAUGCUUCCAAAAAACCUUCUGAGAAGAACUCUGAUGCAGAGGCUACACCUGUUCCCUGAAGAUGUUAUUCCAGAAGAUAUAGAGAAGAACCUUCUACAGGAGAUUCCUCAGCCACGUGCAGUCCCCAAGAGGUUAGAUGAAUAUACACCAGAAGAAAUUGCUGCCUUUCCGAAGGUUUGGACGCCACCUAAAGAUUAUCGAAGAAAGUAAUAAGAAUGAAAGAAGUGCCAUCAGGAGUGUCCCUCCUCCCUCAAAGAAAAUUCUUCUAAUGUGGAAGCAUCUGUGCAGCUCAGUCAGCCCUUCUAUGCUGAAUGUUUCUGACAGGUGUUAGCAAAUUUGACUUGGUAAGAUUACAGAAAUUCCUGUAUUUGAAACAGCUAAGAUUAGGUAUUAUCUUGUGAAUGCCAUCUGUACUGUGCAUUGUAUGAUCUGAUGUUUUUUAUUGACAUUUGAUUUGAUACUGUUAUUAAAGAAUUAAUACCUUUGUAA
Molecule: messenger RNA, 943 nt
Organism: Passer domesticus (house sparrow)
Lineage: Eukaryota; Metazoa; Chordata; Aves; Passeriformes; Passeridae
Gene: MRPL13
Product: mitochondrial ribosomal protein L13
Exons: 7
Coding region: 125-664 (179 amino acids)
Biological process (GO): translation; negative regulation of translation
Cellular component (GO): ribosome; mitochondrial large ribosomal subunit
Molecular function (GO): structural constituent of ribosome; mRNA binding
Source: RefSeq, a predicted model, not a curated record